Molecule: messenger RNA, 2091 nt
Organism: Durio zibethinus
Lineage: Eukaryota; Viridiplantae; Streptophyta; Magnoliopsida; Malvales; Malvaceae
Product: cell division protein FtsZ homolog 2-1, chloroplastic
Biological process (GO): chloroplast fission
Cellular component (GO): chloroplast; cytoplasm
Molecular function (GO): GTPase activity; GTP binding
Source: RefSeq, a predicted model, not a curated record
ACCUGACAAAACAAAUCGCAUAGCCAAAAAAGAGAGUUUCAAGCCCUGAAAUCAACUACAAAAAAGAAAAAAAAAACUUCUGCCAUUUCACCCCAUUUCCACUCCCUUUUGGGCUUUAGCACCCAAAUGCCUUUGGGAACUUCGCUGUUUCUGUUACCUUCGACUCUGCAUCUCUUUCAGGUAUUGAAAGAAAAUUUGAGUGUGCAACUUUAAGUUAAGCUAUUUUGGACGUUAAAUUUUCUGGCUUCUAUAAUAGCGUAAUUAAAUCUGAUUCUUAGUGCUGCUCUUCACAUGGCGACUGCUAUAUCGCCCUAUUUUACACCUUCAGAUACUAGAUCAAUGGCGGUACUUAAUGUUCUUGGAGGGAGAGUGGUAAUGGAGAAUCCUCUAGGGAGAGGUAGCUACCUUAAAAUGUGUGGUAGGAAAAGUGGGUUUUUAAGUGCUCGCCAAAUGUCUAUGAUGACUCGUUUUAGAUGCUCUGCCAACUCUCAUAGUGUCAGUCCGUAUCAAAAUAAAGACCCUUUUCUGAAUCUGCAUCCUGAAGUUUCAAUGCUUAGAGGUGAAGGGAACAAUACAAUAACCAACCCAAGAAAGGAUAGUUCUAGUGGAAGUGUCACCGAGAGCUUAAGAGACAUGUCUGGUUCAAGUAAUUAUAAUGAAGCUAAGAUCAAAGUUAUUGGUGUUGGAGGUGGUGGAUCAAAUGCUGUUAAUCGCAUGAUAGAGAGCUCAAUGAAGGGUGUAGAGUUCUGGAUUGUUAACACUGAUGUUCAAGCCAUGAAAAUGUCACCUGUCUUUCCUGAGCAUCGUUUGCAAAUCGGUCAGGAGCUAACUAGGGGUCUAGGUGCUGGUGGGAACCCAGAGAUUGGCAUGAAUGCUGCCAAAGAAAGCAAAGGGUCAAUAGAAGAGGCUCUUUAUGGUGCUGAUAUGGUUUUUGUUACUGCUGGAAUGGGUGGAGGGACUGGAACUGGUGGAGCUCCUGUAAUUGCAGGGGUUGCAAAGUCCAUGGGUGUAUUAACUGUUGGUAUUGUCACUACCCCUUUUUCUUUUGAGGGAAGAAGGAGGGCUGUUCAAGCACAGGAAGGAAUUGCUGCUCUGAGAGAGAAUGUUGACACACUAAUUGUUAUUCCAAAUGACAAGUUGUUGACUGCUGUUUCCCAGUCUACUCCAGUAACAGAAGCAUUUAAUCUGGCUGAUGAUAUUCUUCGACAAGGUGUUCGUGGUAUCUCUGAUAUAAUUAUGAUUCCAGGGCUAGUCAAUGUGGAUUUUGCUGAUGUGCGAACUAUAAUGGCAAAUGCAGGUUCCUCACUGAUGGGGAUAGGAACUGCUACUGGGAAAACAAGGGCAAGAGAUGCUGCACUAAAUGCUAUCCAAUCACCUUUGUUAGAUCUCGGUAUAGAAAGGGCUACUGGAAUUGUGUGGAACAUAACUGGUGGAAGUGAUUUAACCUUGUUUGAGGUUAAUGCUGCGGCUGAGGUUAUCUAUGAUCUUGUGGAUCCAACUGCCAAUUUAAUAUUUGGAGCAGUAAUAGAUCCAUCACUUAGUGGCCAAGUAAGUAUAACUCUAAUUGCUACUGGAUUUAAACGUCAAGAAGAAAGUGAAGGGAGGCCCCUUCAGGCAGGUCAGCUAGCACAGGGAGAUAUUGGUCUUGGAAUGAAUCGCCGGCCUUCUUUUAGUGAAGUUGGUACAGUGGACAUCCCUGAGUUCCUGAAGAAGAAAGGACGUUCACGCUAUCCCAGAGCUUGAAUGGUUCUCUGCAUAGUGUCUCAACCAAUGUAGUUAUGCCUCGCUCUAGUCCUCUUUGUUACUGGUUUCUGUUUUGGGCUAAUUAGUGCGUAUACUUUUUUUCGAAAGUAUAGCAUGUUAGUAGUUGGUUCUACAUAGUUUGUUUCAUUACAUCGCAAGCAACUACCUCCACCCCCUUUCAAUAAGUUACAGUAACAGUAAAUUUCCCGAAGUUUAGGUUAGAGCUUGUUUCAGGACCAUGAUGAAAUAAAAUUUUGAGUAGCUUGUACAGAGUGCAUCUGAUGAAAGUAAAGAUGAGAUUACUCAUGUGUUUUAUCCAGUGGUAAUAUUGGUUGUGUUAAUGUGAUC